Messenger RNA from Pollicipes pollicipes, 1522 nucleotides. Its product is annotated as solute carrier family 35 member F1. Gene Ontology annotation, cellular component: membrane. The record is from RefSeq and is a predicted model, not a curated record. Gene Ontology annotation, molecular function: transmembrane transporter activity. Gene Ontology annotation, biological process: transmembrane transport. Bases 17 to 1522 code for a protein of 501 amino acids. Lineage: Eukaryota; Metazoa; Arthropoda; Thecostraca; Pollicipedomorpha; Pollicipedidae. The transcript is spliced from 10 exons.
GCGGCCAGUGACCAACAUGCUGCGUCGGCCCGGAGAGGUGCUCUCGCCACUGUGCGGUCCCGGCGCGCUGUCGGUGUGGCGGGCCAUAUUCCUGGGUCAGCUGCUGUCGGUGCUCAACAUGUGCACGGGCGUCACCAGCCAGCUGCUGACCGAGCAGUACGGCAUCAGCAUACCGACAGCCCAGACGUUCGCCAACUACGCGCUGCUCUGCCUGCUCUUCACCACCUGGCUGGCCUGCCGCACCGGCGACGACGGCAUCGUCGCCGUGCUCAGGAAGCGCGGCUGGAAGUACGUGAUCCUGGCCGCCUUCGACGUGGAGGCCAACUACCUGGUCGUCAAGGCGUACAACUACACCACCCUCACCAGCAUCACGCUGCUCGACUGCUUCGCCAUCCCGACGGUGCUGGCCAUGUCGUGGAUCUUCCUGAAGGUGCGGUACAAGCUGCUGCACAUCAUCGGCGUCAGCAUCUGCCUGGUGGGCGUCGGCUGCCUAGUGUGGGCGGACAUUGAGGAGGGCCGGGGCUCCGUCGGAGGCCAGGACCGUCUGGUGGGCGACAUGCUCUGCCUGGGCGGCGCCACGCUCUACGGCAUCUCCAACGUCGGGCAGGAGUUCGUCGUCAAGAACUUCAGCGUCGUCGAGUUCCUGGGCAUGAUCGGCCUGUUCGGCAGCAUCAUCAACGGCGUCCAGCUGGCGGUGAUGGAGCGGGACGAGGUGCUGGGCCUGGACUGGACCGACUGGCGAGUGGCGGCGCUGCUGGCCGGCUUCUCGCUGGCCCAGUUCAGCUUCUACGCCAUGAUGCCGGUGGUGGUGCGGGUGACCAGCGCCACCAGCGUCAACCUCUCACUGCUCACCUCAGACUUCUUCUCACUGAUCGCCGGCAUCCUGCUCUUCCAUUUCAAGUUUCACGUGCUGUAUUUCCUGUCAUUCUUCCUCGUCAUAUGCGGCAUCAUCGUCUACUCGUCCAAGCCGACUCCGAUCCCGACGCGGGGCCGGCCAUACAGGGAGAUGUCGCAAGGCUCUGGCAGUGCCGACGUCGAGCUCAACACGCCCAACACGUCCGUCAACGAGUUCCCGCGCUCCGUCUCCGACGUCUCCAGCGUUCCCUCCUACGGUACGGGCACGCUGGUGCGGGACGUACACAGCCUACCGCGCUCGCGCUCCAUCCCCGACCGGCCGUACAGCACGCUGGGCCGGCCGGCGCGGCGCGAGGCGACCGCCGACCGGCCGUACCGCACGCUGGAGCGCUCGCACGGCGGCGCGCGCGUGCACUGGGCGGCCGAGUACUCGCCCAACUACCCGAUGGAGGCGAGCGUGGACCGCACGCUGGAGCAGUUCACGACGUUCAGCGCGCACCCGCACCCAGUGCCGCAGUACCGGCCCGAGGGCAUCCUCAAGACGUCCAAGUCGAUGGAGACGCAGCUGCGCCGGCCGUCGCGCCACUCCGUGCACGUCAACCCAGCCGGCAGUCCGGUGGCCGUGUUUGAUUUUAUUCACACUAUGAACUACAAAAAAUUGCAAUGA